CAGAUUCCAUUAAGGUUCGGAACACUUACACUAUACAUUGUCUGUAAACAAACACUUACGAUGGGCUUUCGCCAUGACUGAAAUUAAUGACUUGUAUAAACAAUAUUGUAAAAAAUACAAUAUUGAGGAGCAAGAAUGUGUCAGAGAAGCUUUAGCGCAAGGUGGCACUUUAGAUCUCUCCAACCAAACACUUGAUGUUGGCACAUGUGCUGUAUUAGGCAAGAUUUUGCAGAUAUCAAAUGUAAUCAGCAAGGCCAGUUUUGGAGACUGCCUAUUAAAAGAAGAUGGCAUUAAGUCAAUUCUUCUAGGACUUUGUGGCAAUUCCUCUGUGAAGACGCUCUCACUGAAAGGAAACAGCAUCCAGGGUAGCAGCAUUCAUGCCUUGGCUAAAAUGUUAAGGCAUAAUAUCACUGUUAUCAGACUCUCUUUGGAGUGGAACAACUUGGGUCUGUGCUCAGAGAGUUUUACAUCUUUCUGUGAGGCCCUUGGAAGUAAUUCAGCCUUGCAGUACCUUGAUCUACGAAGUAACCAGCUGGGAGUAGAUUGUGGAACGCAUUUAGCUCGAGCUUUAGCAAGAAACUGCAGUUUAACAUCUCUUGACUUAAGAUGGAACAAUAUAGGGAGAACUGGUGGAAAGGCCUUGUUAGAAAGCUUACACCACAACAGAACUCUCUCUAAAGUAGACUUGGUAGGAAAUGGAAUACCAAAUGAAGAUAUUUCAGCCAUUGAAAUGCAGCUAAGUCAGAAUAGCAGGUCAGCCAUUAUAACAAACGAGUACACAAGUCGGACUGAUAUCCUAAAGCAACAGUUGGAAGAUCGUGAGCGUUAUUCGGCACAGCAAAUUGAAUAUUUGGAACGUUCCUUAGCACAGACAGAUUUAACAUUAAAUAAAACUGUUAAGGAAAGUAUGUUCCAAACUGGAAAAUUGGAAGAACAGUUACGGUCAAAAUCUGUGGAACUGGAGGCUUUAGAGGCAAAAUAUGAAUUAGUUAAUUCUGCUCUUCGCCUGAACCAAGAGCGAGUUACAACAUUGGAAGCCAGGAAUAAUACUUUAGAAGAGGAAUUGCGUAAAAGUCAGGAAGCAGCACUGCUGCAGAAUAAAAAUGACAAAGAGGUACUGGAGCAUGUUAAAUCAGAACAUAACCAAGAAGUAAGAUCGCUACAGAAAACCAUCAGCCAGUUGGAGGCGCAGGUUGCUGAACUGGAAUUCAAGUGCAACAAUCAGAAAAUGCAAAUUUUUGACUUUAAGGAGACUAUAUGUUCAUUACAAUCAGAAAUCAAAGGAAUCAGAAUAGAAUGUGAUGAAAUGAUGGCUGCAGAGGCUGGAAAGUACAAAGAAUCUUUGAGGAAUGUGGAUCUUCAGUACAAUGCCGAAAUACAACGAAUGAAAAAAGACCACCAGCAAAUGGAGACAGAGAUGAGAGAAAAGUGUUUAAAUUCUGAAACUUUGAGAGGUGAAGUACAAGCAGAAGCUGCAGCCCUGAGACUCCAGAUUUCAACAGAAAGAAGUUCAAAUCAAGCUCAGUUACUGUCCCUUAAACAGCAGUUAAAGGCUGAACAGGCUACAGUGGUUCGAGGAAUGGAGGAGCAAUUGCAUGCCAUGGAAGACAGUCGUAAUGACGGAGAGGAGAGACUGAGAGUACAAAUAGCAUCUAAUUCAACACUCUCAGCUGCCAAUGCCAAGCUCAGUGCUCAGUUGCAUGCACUCAGAAAUGAUAUUGCUGAACUUAAUGUUAAACUGGAAGACAAGGAAGUGGAAGUAAGGGCAGCUGAGAAGCGAGUGAGAGACGAGUUUGCAGGUCAGCUUAUUGAACUUCAACAAGAAUGUGAAAAAACUUCUAAACUCAACAAUGUUAUUUUAGAUCUUAAAAGAACUAUAUCAGAACUGGAGCACGAGUCUAAUGUCCAUAAACGAGAUGUGAGAAUGAGAGAGGAUGAACUUCAGAAACUGCGGGAAGAUGAAGCUCGUAGAAUAGGAAUGCUUCACUCAGCUUUUUUGUCAUACUUCAAUACAUCUUUAGGAUCUCCCACUAACCCACGUUGACAUAGAAGUUUUUUUUUUAUAGUGUACUAUAUAAUAUAUAUCUUUGUAAAUUUUGAUAUAUUAAAUACUGAAAUAUUUAAAAUAUUUUAUUUAAUAAAACUAUGAUCUGUAUAUAUUUAACUCAACAGAGCAUAAAAUCUGUUGGCUAUUAUGUUAAUUUUGUCAUGUAACAAUAGCUUUUAAAUAAGGAUCUUGAUCUUGAGAGAACAUAACAAUUUAUUGGCCUAAUCUCAGCAGCUUCCCAAGCUUAAACACUGGCAUGUUAUCAGAACAAGGGACUUUAUCAUAUUUCACAUGUAGCUAUGGACAACUGCUGGAGUAUGGUUUUUCUUGUUAUGCAUGAUAUAUGUACGAUUGUGUGAUGAUAUAGUGAAUGGAUGAUAUAUAUGUUUCUUUGUAAUAUGUAUAACCUUUCUUCACUACAUUAUUUGCCAUUUUCUCUGGGCUGAUAUCUCCCCACCCAUGAGAGUGAGAAAUGCUAAGGAAUUCACAGUCCUAUACUAUAAUUUUUAAGCAAUGGUCAACCAGUGGUUAUGCAUAUUGUUAUUCCCUCUAAAGACAAGUGUUUCUUAAAGUACUGUACUGUACCCAAAUCACCAUCAGCUGGUCUGCAUUGUAGACAACAUAUGUAUAUGUAGAGGUGCUGUGAAAUUCUUGCACUGCCAAUUUUAUAACUUGCAGGAGAUAUUACUACUAUUACAGUGCUACAGUAAAUAUAGCUUUUUUACAUUUUUAAAGUCAAUACAAUUGUAUAUAUGUGUGGACUUACACGAGUGUGACCUGCAAAGUACUAUAUUGAUAUUUAUUACAGAAUUUAUUUUAUUUUAAUGGCUUAUAUUGCCUCUUAUAUUGAUUAUUCCGUUACAUGAGCUAGGUUCAAUACUUUCUCUUUACAAGGAUAUGGUUAUGUUUCUAGCAUUAAUGAUUUUUAUGUAGACAUCUUUAUUCAGAUAAAAAAACCUAAAAGUUUG
Molecule: messenger RNA, 3015 nt
Organism: Procambarus clarkii (red swamp crayfish)
Lineage: Eukaryota; Metazoa; Arthropoda; Malacostraca; Decapoda; Cambaridae
Product: leucine-rich repeat-containing protein 45
Cellular component (GO): centrosome
Molecular function (GO): protein binding
Source: RefSeq, a predicted model, not a curated record